AUGGUUCGGGAUUAUGUUCCUGACCCAAAUUUCCCCUGGAACCAAAAUGCAGAGCAACAGCACCAGUAUCAGAACCGGAUUCAGAAUUACAAUUACUACCGUCCAGAAUAUGAGAAUUCUUCUUCUUCUUCCGUUGUUACGAACAUGGCCAAUCCCAGCCAUGCUACAGAUUCAACCUAUAACUACACUCUUGAGCAGCUGAGAUUGCCAGACUACCUCGCUAGGUUGAGGCCACUCGGAUUGAAACUCAAUAAUUCUCCCGAACUGGCCCGCUGGAUGGAGAGUCAGCUGAAUGCUCCCCGAAUUGAAACGACCUGGCUCAGGGAUCCCAGCUCUCAGCCCGCUUCAGAGAAGCAGAAACCUGCAAUCAAACCCGUAAAUAUGCUGAAAAUCGGUUCUUGGGAGAGAGUUGCGAGGAACGAGAGUGAUGUGGUGGCGAAGUGUUAUUUUAAGAAGGAGAAACUGGUCUGGGAGAUAUUGGAAGGAAGUUUGAAGAGCAAGAUUGAAGUUCAGUGGUCUGAUAUCAUUGCCAUUGACGCCUGUAUUCGUGAAAACGAGCCUGGAGUUCUUCGUUUGAAGCAACGUCCUAGUUUCUUUCGAGAAAAGGAUCCACAGCCAAGAAAGCACACACUCUGGAUGCCGACAUCAGAUUUCACUGGCGGCGAAGCUUCAAAAUGCAGGAGGCAUGAAAUAGUGUAUCCACCAGGGAAGCUAGAGAAGCCAUAUGAAAAGCUUCUCCAAGCCGAUCAAAGGCUCUUUCAACUAAGCCGCAACCCAUUCCCCAGUCUCCAAGAUCCUUACUUUCCACCUCUGCCUGACUUCUGUCCCGGUUUCAACCCGACCCUCAACCUGGUCAUCAACCCUGUUCUGUACCCAAACCCUCAGCAGCAUUUCUCCCAGCUUUCCUCUCCAUCCCCAGUUUCAGAUCAGCAAAUGAUCACCAAUGCUGCAAUGUGGGGCGAGAUGCUGCCAGAGCCCAACCCAAAUGUCGGGCUGGUUAGCUACGACAUGUCAGCCGCGGGGAACCAGUACUUGGCACCAGAGAGAAGUUAUUAUGAUUCGAGCUCAGGAGCUUCUUUAUCAGAUGGGCAUAUCAACAACAACAACCUGUUUGAUACUGAAAUGAGCAGCAAUCAGUUCAGUGGGUCGGUAUCGGAAGGAUCCCCUUCUUCAGUUGAUAAGAAUUUCCUGAUGAUGCAAAGAUUGGAAAUCCUUGGUAAUCUGGAGACUGGUCAUUAUGCUGACUUGGCGAUUCCUCGGAACGAGAUGUUCGACAACCAGCAGCAGCAGCAGUAUCAGCAGCAGGGUUUUGUUCCAGAUCCGGCUGCUGCUGGUUUGAUUACAGGUGGGGAAAUGUAUGCGCAGCAGCAGCAGGUUUUAGUUCCGGAUCGCGCUUCUACUGGUAUGAUUAUGAAUGGUGGGCAAAUGUAUGAGCAGCAGCAGCAGCCAUCAGGGUUUUAUGGGUAUCCCUACCCUGUUGGAGGGAUUUCUGGUGCUGGGAUGGUGCAUUUCGACCUGGGCAAUAACAUUGAGAGAGUUCUAAGAAUGGAUCUCGACCCGGCACAACAAUUUUAG
Molecule: messenger RNA, 1575 nt
Organism: Linum tenue
Lineage: Eukaryota; Viridiplantae; Streptophyta; Magnoliopsida; Malpighiales; Linaceae
Source: the annotation of a GenBank genome assembly